This is a messenger RNA of Malassezia pachydermatis, 1395 nucleotides long. Its product is annotated as mads-box transcription factor-like protein. Lineage: Eukaryota; Fungi; Basidiomycota; Malasseziomycetes; Malasseziales; Malasseziaceae. The record is from RefSeq and is a predicted model, not a curated record. The transcript has a single exon. Gene Ontology annotation, biological process: positive regulation of transcription by RNA polymerase II. Gene Ontology annotation, molecular function: RNA polymerase II cis-regulatory region sequence-specific DNA binding; DNA-binding transcription factor activity, RNA polymerase II-specific; protein dimerization activity. Bases 1 to 1395 code for a protein of 464 amino acids.
AUGCAGCACGGCGGCUGGCCGUUUCAUCUUGCAUCGAUGCAAGGUGGUCAGGGCGCUCCGAUGCCGCCAGGUCCCAAUGGCAUGAUGGGUAUGCCAACUGACUUCUCCAACUUUUCGCCUGCCGGCCCAUCGUCGUCCAUGGCACACCCUCUUUCCUCGCCAGCGCCAGCGAAUACCCCGAUGCCAAAUCGGACCGCGUCCAACCCUUCCAUGAUGCAGAGGUCCAUGAAUGAGCAGCGUUCUGCCUCUACCUCUUUUUCAGCGACGGGACAUACACCUUCCAUUCGCCAUGUAUCGCAGCCUAUGACCCAUACCCCUGCACGCACACCUCGGGGAAACAUCAAGGUUCCCUCGGAUAUGGGUGGGUCUACACCAGCUACACCUGUUCCUGACUCGGCAGACAAUUCCAUGACCGGUUCGACGCCCAUGUCUGUGAACAUGGGCCCUUCCUCAGCGCGUGCCAACGCCAAGAGGCGCACCCCUGCCAAGGGUGAGAAGGAUAGCAAGACAGGUCGUCGCAAGAUUAAAAUUGAGUUUAUUGACGACGACUCACGCCGCCAUAUCACCUUUAGCAAGCGAAAGGCUGGUAUCAUGAAGAAGGCGUAUGAACUUGCUACCUUGACUGGUACGCAGGUGCUGCUUUUGGUGGUAUCACAAACCGGGUUGGUUUACACAUUUACUACGCCCAAGCUAGAAGCCGUUGUGAAGGAGCCUGAAGGUCGGAACCUGAUUCAAGAGUGCCUGAACGCGCCUGAUCCUGUGAAGCCAUCGGCAGGUGGCGCGAACAUGCCUGGUCCUUCUUCCAUGCCCAUCAUGAAAGAGGAUUAUGUUGAUAACGAAGAAGAAGGAGAUGAAGAUGAAGAUGAGGAUGAAGAUGCGAUCGGCAUGGACCCAAGCCGCGCUGAUGCUGGCUUUACAGCUCAGGCUAUUGGUGCUACGCCCGUCGGCGAUGGCCCUGUAUUCCCUCACGCCACAGCUCCUCUUUUCAAUCCGGGAUGGGGUGCACAGACGCCUGGCGCCGUGGGUUCAAGCAAGCGUGUGGAUGGCGUGGAGCCCUCUCCGGUAGCCGCCCUGAAGCGCCGUCGCACCCAGCCCAAUCUAUCUGUGUCUAUGCCCGGCAUGUGGAUGGGCCCGUCCCCUGAACUACCAGCCCAAUAUUACCAUCCUAAUGCCAUGAUGCCCAUGUCUUCCAUGAAUGAUAAUCUAAUGCAGAGUAUGCCAAUGUUGUUCGGCCAGCCUACUAUCACAUCGGAGCAACUCGCGACGUCUCCUAGUUCGGGCACUGGACCUAAUACACCGACCAUUCCUACGAAUACUACGCCGAGUACUGCAGCAGGGACGUCUACGUCCCCAAAUGCUGCUUCUUCCUCCCAUGACACUUCGAAGACCACCUAA